This is a messenger RNA of Culicoides brevitarsis, 2087 nucleotides long. RefSeq lists its product as uncharacterized. Gene Ontology annotation, biological process: SCF-dependent proteasomal ubiquitin-dependent protein catabolic process. Gene Ontology annotation, cellular component: SCF ubiquitin ligase complex. Gene Ontology annotation, molecular function: RNA binding. Lineage: Eukaryota; Metazoa; Arthropoda; Insecta; Diptera; Ceratopogonidae. The transcript has 3 exons. The record is from RefSeq and is a predicted model, not a curated record. Bases 91 to 2058 code for a protein of 655 amino acids.
UCAGUUUCCGCCAAUUCUGUAAAGUGAUGAAGGAAAUUUUGCUAAAUUUAUGCUAAAAAUUGAAUAAUUUGUUACGCAAAACCUGCAAAUAUGAGUCAAGCAAUCAAUUUGAAUCUCUUGGAAGGCCUGAUUUUCGAGCUGAACAACAUAAAACACGGAAAAAAGCAUCAAGAGAAGAAGUCGGGACCCAAAACGAGCACAAAUCGAAGUAUCACAUACACGGAGGACAAAGUGCCCAUCAAGACACUUUAUGUGUCGUCAAUCAAGCCGACGGUAAAUCACGACGACUUGAAUUCGUAUUUUAGUCGCUUGGGCGCACUCAAGAGUGUCGUGCUGCACGACAAGGGCGAUCACAAAUACGCUUUUGUCACGUACGAGACGUAUGAGGAUGCCACAAAGGCACUUAAGAAGCGACAUCAUAACGUGAAAGGGAGCAAAUUACGUGUUCGACCUGCCGAUACGUGGCAUCAACCGAAACCUGAAGCAGCGGCAACGACGAAAAAUGCCACAGAAACGCAAGAAACGGAAAAUUCAAGCAAUGCAGCGACUCAGGAGACGUACGACGAGAAUGCGCCGUCGCUUAUGAUGCUCAACGACGAUUGUCUCUUGCACAUGUUGAAGCUUUUGAACAUUUUGGAGCUCAUUAAGGUCCAUGGAACGUGUCGUCGUCUUGAUUUUUUGAUAGAUUCGGUGUGUCAAAAAUAUUCCGACUUCAAUUUCACAACGUUGUCGUUCGAACUUUCGUCGGAUUUGACCUUAAUGAAUGCCCGUGAUAUCCUGAUGUUCCUCGGACCACGCAUGAAGUCCCUUUCCAUCGACGGGAGUGACUUUAAUUCGAGCGCGAAUCGCACAAUUGACUGGAUCGCGCGUUUUUGCAAGACUCUCGAGAGUUUGGAGCUCGAAAAUUUCAAUUUGAACAAACUUAUCAUCAAAAAACUGAAACCAGUGAUCCAGAAUUUGAAGUCUUUCAGCAUCGGAGACAGCACAAAAGUCGGCGACGAGUUGGGAAUGUGUUUCCAUGGCGCCUCAUCCCUUGAGGAACUCACAAUUUCGGGCAAUUGGGAGAUAACCGGCAAAUGUCUCACAAAAUUGUCGGAUUUAAAGACACUCAGUGUCAAUUGUUGCGGCAAUUUGCAAUCAAAACCCUUCAAAGAGGCCCUUCUGAAGAACAAAACUCUCAAAAAACUCGAAAUUCGUCGUUGUGAUAAGUUUGACGAUAGUGUCGUCAACUGCAUUGUUGCCGAAAAUCAGGAAAUCGAGGAGCUUUCGUUGAGCAAUGUGUACCCUUCCAUGUCAAAUUACAGUCAUUUCGCGGAUUUGCCGCGUUUGAAGAAGCUUUCCGUGGAAUUUCACAGUUUUGCGCCCAUCGACAGUCUCUUGGAGAAGUUGGCGACCAAAAAUAUCCUCGAGGAGCUGCACUACAUCGGCUCCAGUUCGCAUCCCGUUACCAAAACAAUCGAACACAUCUCACAAAUUACCAAUUUGAAAACUUUUUCCAUGGCCUUCAAUGCGAACAUCGGCGAUGCCGAGCUAAAAAUGCUGCAAAAUCUCACGAAUCUCGAGUCGUUUUCGAUUCCGGGCGCCACGAAUGUCACUUCCGAGAGUCUUCUUGCCUUGCUCGCCGCUUGCAAAAACAUCAAAUAUCUCGAUGUGUCGCAGAUUCGAGUAAACAUCGGAUUUAUCGAAAAGCUCCUGACGUUGUUGAAACAAUCCGCAAGUCGUCCCAAACUCGAGAUUAUCAUGUACGAGACAGAAAUUGACGAGGAUUCGGAGGAAGUUCAGGAGAUUUUUAAGGAAAAUCGAUUUUAUAUUCAGCCGUCGUUCGUGCCCAAAAUGCUCAAUACGUAUCAGUUCAUGUUCAAUGGAUCGGAUUUGACGUUUGGCGACUCCGACGACGAGUUUUUGGAUCUCAUUGAUGAUGAUGACGAUGACUUUGGCGAUGGAUUUGCUCCCCCAUGGGAAGUUUACGGCGACCAAUGGUGGGAUUCAGAUGAUUCUGACAAGUACAUGUAUGGCUGGGGUCAAUAUUCAGGCGAUCGAUCUCCCGUUGGUUGGUAAAAAAAAUCGAAAUUCACGUGAAAAUCAAC